UGAGCUCUAUUCGAACCGGCUGUCCGGCCCUAUUCCCGCCAGCCUAGCUGGUGCCUCUGCCCUUGAAUCAAUAGCAUUGGAUGAAAACGGCCUCUCAGGUCCCAUCCCACCAGCGCUCGGGAACCUUCCCAAUCUCGCCGCACUCUAUUGUGCAGGCAACUCCCUGCAAGGCCCCAUCCCUGCCAGCUUUGGUCGCCUCAACACCCUCAUGUACCUGGACCUGAGUUACAACAAGGGCAUCAACGGAUCCGUCCCAGCCUUCUUGGGAAACCUCUGGUUGCUCGAGUCCCUGGCUUUCGAGUAUUGCAACCUGACCGGCCCCAUCCCGCCAUCUCUAGCCUCCCUCCACCUCCUCGUUGAAAUCUUCCUCUCCUCCAACCGCCUCUCGGGCCCCAUCCCAGCAACUCUCGGCAGUCUCGCGUCGCUCAACAAGCUCUGCCUUUUUCCCUGCCCGGCUUUCGAGUGUUGCAAUCUCACAGGCCCCAUCCCACCGUCUCUAGGCGCCCUCACCCGCCUAGUGGAGAUCUUUCUCGACGGAAACCGCCUCCCUCUUGCUGUCCCUGCCACUCCCUUCCUUCCUAUCAGGGCUUUCGAGUAUUGCAACCUGACAGGCCCCAUCCCGCCGUCUCUAGGCGCCCUCACCCGCCUAGUGGAGAUCUUUCUCGACGGAAACCGCCUCCCUCUUGCUGUCCCUGCCACUCCCUUCCUUCCUAUCAGGGCUUUCGAGUAUUGCAACCUGACAGGCCCCAUCCCGCCGUCUCUAGGCGCCCUCACCCGCCUAGUGGAGAUCUUUCUCGACGGAAACCGCCUCCCUCUUGCUGUCCCUGCCACUCCCUUCCUUCCUAUCAGGGCUUUCGAGUAUUGCAACCUGACAGGCCCCAUCCCGCCGUCUCUAGGCGCCCUCACCCGCCUAGUGGAGAUCUUCCUCGACGGAAACAACCUUUCCGGCCCCAUCCCAGCAACUCUCGGCAGUCUGGAGUCGCUCAACAAGCUCUAUCUCGGGAACAACCGCCUCACUGGGAGCAUCCCGGCAGAGCUGUGCCAUCUGUCGUAUAUCUACGACCUCAACCUGGGUCACAAUGAGCUCAAUGGGACGGUUCCGGCGUGCCUGCCUGCCCUCCCGCGUGUGACAUUGCUGUAA
This is a messenger RNA of Closterium sp. Naga37s-1, 1141 nucleotides long. The record is from the annotation of a GenBank genome assembly. Lineage: Eukaryota; Viridiplantae; Streptophyta; Zygnematophyceae; Desmidiales; Closteriaceae.